Pieris napi is the source of this 868-nucleotide messenger RNA. It is a transcript of the gene Nf-YB, whose product is annotated as transcriptional activator HAP3. The coding region runs from base 227 to 781 and encodes 184 amino acids. Gene Ontology annotation, cellular component: CCAAT-binding factor complex. NCBI's taxonomy places the organism in Eukaryota, Metazoa, Arthropoda, Insecta, Lepidoptera, Pieridae. The record is from RefSeq and is a predicted model, not a curated record. Gene Ontology annotation, molecular function: DNA-binding transcription activator activity, RNA polymerase II-specific; RNA polymerase II cis-regulatory region sequence-specific DNA binding; protein heterodimerization activity. Gene Ontology annotation, biological process: regulation of transcription by RNA polymerase II. The transcript is spliced from 5 exons.
ACUGUUCUGUGGUGUUGAGUGUUGACUGUUGACUUGUUGAGUGAUUCGUAAAGGACUUUUUCAAUUUCCUUGAAAAAAUAAAGGAAUUUCCAGUUUACUAAUAAUAUUUAUUUAAUAAUUUUUGUCAAUAGUUUUCUUCUUCAAUCUAUUGAAAAUCGUAUGCUAUAAAAAUCUUUAAACUUAGUUCAUUAUUGUUUAUGUUUAAUCUCCAUCAAAAUACUUUACAAUGGAAGGUGACGAACUUGGGGGCGAAUUAGUGAGAUUAGAAAAUGGAUUCAUAGUGGACGAAGAGACCUAUGUAGUUAAGUCAGAUGAUUGUCUAGAUGCUGAUGGUAAUAACUCAGAUUCCAACAGUGGGUACAAAAACACACCACUUCGAGAACAGGAUAGAUUUCUACCAAUCGCAAAUAUAGCAAAGAUAAUGAAGAGAGCUAUUCCUGAUAAAGGAAAAAUUGCAAAAGAUGCCAGAGAAUGUGUGCAAGAAUGCAUAUCAGAAUUUGUUUCAUUCAUAACAAGCGAGGCCAGUGAAAGGUGUAAAAUGGAGAAACGGAAGACUAUAAAUGGAGAGGAUAUUUUGUUUGCAAUGAAUUCUCUAGGCUUUGACAAUUAUGUUGAACCCCUAAAAAUAUAUCUUAAGAAGUAUAGAGACUUCAUUUUAUCACCGGUGUCUGUGAAUAAAAUAAAUAAAACAAUUGUGGUAUAUGGACAUGACAACAUACCAAUUCCAUGUGAGAGUGAAAAUGAAACACAAACAGAAACUAUUAUCUAUGGUUAUCCAUAAACUUGCAAAGGUGUGGCAACAUAUUGUUUAUGAUUUUUUUAUAUUAUGUAAGUAAUUUUAACAAGAAAUAUACGAUUUAAAAAAGUU